Colletotrichum karsti is the source of this 1032-nucleotide messenger RNA. RefSeq names its product ribonuclease HII. NCBI's taxonomy places the organism in Eukaryota, Fungi, Ascomycota, Sordariomycetes, Glomerellales, Glomerellaceae. Bases 1 to 1032 code for a protein of 343 amino acids. Gene Ontology annotation, biological process: mismatch repair; DNA replication, removal of RNA primer. The transcript has a single exon. The record is from RefSeq and is a predicted model, not a curated record. Gene Ontology annotation, molecular function: RNA binding; RNA-DNA hybrid ribonuclease activity. Gene Ontology annotation, cellular component: ribonuclease H2 complex.
AUGGAAGAUUCCCAAACAGUCGAGGACAUCGCCCUCGAGACCCCAGUCUCAGAUGUCUUUAUCCCACCUUCAAUCGACGAAAAGGCCCUCCUCGCAGGCGACUCCUACUCAUACUUCUCGCCCGUUCCGCCAUCCCUCCUCCCACCUCCAUCAGAAACCUCCACAACGCCCUCGGAAACACCAGCAACCGGAACCCCCGUCUGUCUCGGCGUAGACGAAGCCGGCCGCGGCCCCGUGCUCGGCCCCAUGGUCUACGGCGUCUUCUACCUGCCCAUCCCCCUCUCGGACCCCCUCCUGCGCGAAACCCACCACUUCGACGACUCAAAGGUGCUUACGCCCGCCGUGCGCUCGAGGCUCAUGGAGGCUGUCUGCAAGCCCGGCUCCGACCUCUAUGAGUCCUGCGGCUUCGCCACCCGCUCCCUCUCAGCCCGUGACAUAUCGACGGGCAUGCUCCGGCCCGGCGCGACGUACAACCUCAAUGCGCAGGCCAUGGACGCCACGGUUGACCUCAUCAAGGGCGUUUUCGCCCAGGGUGUCAACAUCGCCGAGAUCUACGUCGACACCGUCGGUCAGCCGGCCGCGUACCAGGCCAAGCUGCAGCGCUUCUUCCCCGCGACCAAGAUCACCGUCGCGAAGAAGGCCGAUAGUCUGUACCCCUGCGUCUCGGCGGCUUCCGUCGCUGCCAAGGUCACCCGUGACGCCGCGCUUGAGGUCCUGUACCGCGCGCGUGCGCCCGAGGCAGCUGAGACGGAGGAAGGUAUGGCUUGGGGAUCCGGGUACCCUUCUGAUCAACGAUGUGUAUCUUGGAUGAGGGGGAACAUGCACCCCGUUUUUGGAUGGGGUCCCGAAUGCCGGUUUAGCUGGGGCACUGCUAAGGACAUGCUCGAGGCCAAGGGCAACUUGAAGGUGGACUGGCCGGUUGACGACGACGGCGAGGCUCGUAUGACUGAUUUCUUCACGUCGGCAGACAAGGAGGAUGGCGAUGAAUUGGGAACCUGGUUUGGAAGACCAGCAGGGCUUGAGGCGUUCUGA